UGUAGCCUGCCUCCUCUCUGUGAUUUGGUGUUAGUUUGUAGGACAGGGGUUACAGAGGAAGUACUCAGCCUGUUUAGGCCAGCCCAUUCUGUGUGUACAAGAGCGAGCCAAGCACUGAACCUCUUUCACAGAGCCUCACACAGGCUGCAACAAUGUGGCUGUACCUCAUCACAGGGCUUGUGCUGUUCCUCGUCGUCCUGAAGAAGUGGUUUGGAAGCCGGGGACCCAACCCGCUUGCUGUGGACACCAGGAAACCACCUAAACCGCUGGUAUUUGAUAAAGCACUGAGAAGAAAAGUGAUUAAAAAUGGUAAAUAAAAUGACUGCCUGUCACCUUGAAAUACAGGAUGAGCAAUUACUGCUUGUUUCUACCUGCUGUAACGUAACACCUAACAAUCGAUUAGAUUGUUAAGAUCUCAUGUUUUGCCUGAUAUUCUACUCUCAUUGUCUAUGUUCAUUAUCCCUGUCAGUAAGAGGGAGCAUCUCAUUCAUUUGCCCAUAUUUUAGUACAGUAUCCCUAUCUAAUUCAAACAAUACAACUCCCUAACCUGGCUGGUUUUGUUAUAUAACAGUGAUUAUAUGUAAAAAGAAAUGCACACCCUACCAAGGAGGACACAUUUUAAACAAUAGUAAAUCCUUUAGAUUGUAAGCACACGGGCUAUCUAGCAAAUCACUUUGUAUGAAAGAACUUCAAUGGCUCGAUAUCCGCUUACGGGCAUGGCCCUCUCUACCGUCUGUAUUUGUCUGUGUAUAUUGUACGUCCUCCACUAAUUGUACAGCACCGCAGAAUCUGUUGGCGCUUUAUAAAUACCAGUAAUAAAGAAAAUAAAUAAAUGUCUAUUUAUUUAUGUAGCGCAGACCUGACCCACCAGAUGUUGCUGAACUACAACUCUCAUGUUGUUUUUUAUAAAUUUUUUCUUAGCUGAUUGGUAUAGUCACAGCAUGUGAUACAUAAUUAGUCAUGUAUUAGUUACCGGUACACCGGCUUAUUAUGUUCAGAUGCCAAAUAGGCAUAGUUCAGUUUAGGAACUUGGCAGAUCCUCACAUUGGGGUCGCUGAGCCUCACCUUUAACCAGGGGAUGCAAGGCUGCAUUUUUAUUUAUUGAUUUGCUAAUAAAGUGUUUUACCAGGGAGUACAUAGGGAUAUAUACACAGAGGGUAAGAACGUGACCAGUUAAUGUGUAAAUUGGUUUACAAUACCACAGAUCUGAAAAACAAAUCUAGCUGGUAUGUGUUAAUUAUACUCCCCUACCUCAUAGAUGUUUUACUAUGUUUUCUAUUAGUGAUUGCACUUUAUGCAAUUGGAGCGGGACUGUAUAAUUUUGUCCACGUGCCUGUAGGUUAACUAGGUGUUUGUGAAAGCAAUAUAAUUAACAUAGCACUAAGCACUUUAUAUGUGUUCGUAAGAAGAACAGUUUAUAGAAAUGUUAUUAUUUUGUAAGCUUUUUAAAGUUAGUAUGUUAUGCUGUACAUUACAAAAUAAUGUUAUAUAUCUCUUUAGACUGAAAAGGGUAAAUCAUAUUGUACCUUGUCUUUUACUGCUACUUCCUCUUACUUGUUCUUCAGUCAACAAUAUAUACAUAAAGUAAAUAAAAAUAAUAUUCCCCUUUUGUUUGCACCGGUAUCUUUCUUCCUUUUGUUUUUAUCCAUUCCUUCUUUCUUGUCCAUUUUUUUUAAGUAUGUUUGCAUGUCUGUUUACCAUCUCACAUCUUGCUCAGAGCACAUCUUUAAUGCCAUUUAUGUGCUUGUAUAUUUAUUAAUUAAAUCUUUUUUUUUUCUCGCAGUUUUCUCUCCAGAUAAAAUACCUCAGAAUCUGGAUGCCAUUGUCAUUGGCAGUGGUAUUGGAGGACAGGGAGCCGCUGCUCUCCUUGCCAGAGCUGGAAAACGGGUUCUCGUUCUGGAGCAACUCGGUAAAUUGGGUGGAAGCUGUCACACUUUCAACGAAAAGGGCUAUGAAUUUGAUGUUGGUGAGUAUGAAGAACGUGAGCAAGUAUUCACCGGCACAUCUGGCAGUCCAGCAUGUGUGGACUAAAUUGCCCAGUCAACCUCCUAAUAACAUGAAUAACCGGUUGUGAUGAACAUAGACAAUAAGUCAAGUAGUUGUGUGGAUUUUCGUGACAGGAGACAGGGGUGGAUUUUCACUAAUGUAGUCUAGGUACGUGCUCUAAUGGCUGAUUUCUGAGCAUGCUUUUUGGAAGUAUUGACAAAAUGCCACCGACUGAUACCUCUGCAACAUCAGAUGACAGGAUAACUUGCCACAGAUUGUUAUUGAAUGGAUAAACACCAUAUAACAGAACACCAGAAUUCCUUACAACAGCAUUCAAUCCCAAUGUCAGUAUACAGUGUAGAUACACAAUCCUCUGGAGAGUUUAUGAAUGGGCAUAUUUUGAAAUAAUGUUAAAUAAUGUACAGUAAUCAAAUUCUGAGGGUUUCCUGGGUAGAAUAACAAAUCAUUUAUCUUUUUCCUCUCAGGUAUCCAUUACAUUGGACAGAUGAAUGAGCAGUCUCCAACACGAAUAUUGAUAGAUCAACUGACUGAUGGGCAGCUUCAGUGGGCAAAGAUGGAUGACCCGUUCGAUGUAGUGCUUAUAGGGAACUUGGAGAAUGCUCGUCGCUACAACAUGCCUGUCGGGCAGCAGCCGUAUACAGAGGAGCUGAUAAAGGCUUUCCCAGGGGAAAAGAAAGCCAUCCAAAACUUCAUGAAGCUGGUGAAGGUUAGUCUAAUGAGUGGCAAACAUGGCUGUCAUUAUGAGAGGAACAAUGUAUGCAUGAUCUGUGUAUUGUGGUACCAAACCACUCUUCAUGCAUCCUUAAUGGUUCAGGCUUAUCAAUAUCCCAACUAUAACAUAACUAGCAAAAUAUCAAAUUCAAAAUCAAUGGGACAACCUUUGUGUCUAAAUGCAGUGUCUGGGAUUAGUUGCAGAAUGUGGAGCAACCACUGAGUCCCUGUGCUUUCUGAAUUAUCUCCACAGGUGGAACAGAACGCUAUAGAUGUGCAUGAAUGUAUUCUGAGCUCAACCCCAAGAUUGGUCAAAUGGUUCUUAUUGGCCCUCAAAUACUACAUAUUUUAUUUAUUCUGUUUAACCUAGAGUGACACAUACAGUUAUAGUUAUACUGUCCAGUAUAAGUCCAGCUUUGUCUGUGUUUAUAACAUUCUGUGUUAAAGUGUUUUAUUUGAAAUAGAUAGCGUCCCUUCUUUUUCUACCACUCCCAUCUCCCUGACAUGAAAAGGGACCAUAGAUACCAAUUACCAUUUCGUUUUACAGAAGGUAUCUGGCCGAGUCUCAGAUAUGGUUGUCCUGAAGAUGUUGCCACUGCCACUUGCACGGUUCCUGUGCCGCAUUGGCCUUGUGAAACUGAUCUCUCCGUUUUUCCGGUAUGCUAGCCGCAGUGUGUCCAACGUCAUCAAUGAGCUGACUGACAACAAAGAGCUGAGAACUGUAUUAAGUUACAUCUUUGGAACAUAUGGUAUGACAUGGCACAUGACUCAGGUGCUUAUAGGUGCACUAAAUCUGUCUGGUUAAUCCUUUCCUGUUUCCCUGCACCUCUUGUCUCAACUCCCCUUCAUUACUUUUAGAUUGCAAGCUCACAUGCUAUCUUGCAGCAUACUUUGGAUACAGUUGCUAUAAGAUUUUAAGCUUACAGAAUCUCUCUGUUUCUCUUGUAUUUGUAUGUCUCAAGUGUUAUAUUUGCUUCCCCUAAUUAAAAUCUGUUGGUGCUUUAUAAAUACAAAAUCAUAAUAAUGAUGAUGGUGAUUUAAAAUGAUUUAUUGUGUAAUUGUGGGAGGGGUUACCCGGCGAUAAAAACACGGGCCACCCCUCUCACUUGACUGUUAACGCCGGGUUCAGCCAGAACCUUGGACUUCCUGGUCAACUCACCAGGACAUCACUCCCACAUGGUCUCGCUACAGGUCAAGUCCCCCCUGCUCCGGUCCACAACAUCCCACCGCAGCAGACCUCCUUGCCUUACCUACGUUGGGGCUUCUCUUCCCGCUGAUCGUGCCUGGCUAUAGGUGCCGCAGCAACUCCUACCUCCACACUGCUUCUGGGUUCCACUUCUGGGUUCCAGAUUCCGGGGUCAUGAACCGUGAGUUUUCCUGAAUGGUUCUCUCACGCUUCAUUCGUCUGGCGCACGGCGUUCGUUAAAUGAAUACUCAUUUAUACCUUUCAUUCAUACUGAAUUCAACCGUACGAAUCACCAUACCCAACAUUAAUACCACAUCUACCGGUGAUAUUCAUGAUUACACCAUUAUUCAAUACUAUUCUAUGUUUCAGCUUCUGUUACCAGAUUCACUGCCACUUACUCUUAGGUUCUACUACCCCCAAAUCUGCCGUUAGGUUACGAUAAUUACGAUAAUUACAAUAAUUAGUAAUUACUAUGUAUAUGUUGCCUGGGGCAUACUUCCUACUUGGUUAUUUUCCUCUAAACAUGUCACUCAUGUUAUUACUACUACCCAUACGUUGUGUACUAUUCUAGACUGACAGCUCAUAUGUGUAUGUUAACUAUUUAUGAAUGUUUAUAUGUACAGUUGUUUUCACGUUGGGGCAAAUUACAGCCGUAUUGUUCCCCCUCACUGUACUGACAAUUUGCCUAACUACUAAACUGUCAUGUCAUUCUCCCCAUACCCUGGGUAUGUAUGGACAAAUUCCUCGCAGAAAAUCAAGCAUGCUGAUCCAUUCCGCACCAUAACUCUUACUCCUAAAACCCCUACGCCCAUAAGUUAAACACUAUUCUUACAUGCUAAUUAUAUAGGCCUAAAUGUUUUUCAACCAUCAGCAUAUGUUUCUAAUCUUGUCUCUUCCUACGUCGAGGGUAUGGCAUUUUUGUCUCCAGCAUGUUCGGGUCCAGUACUCUGUCCCCUACAAGCAUGGUUGAUGGCCAUUACGGCCUCACGUCAAUACUGACACUUGAGCAUUCUAGAGGUUUCGGACUAGACUCCUGGUACCAAGUUCUGUACCUAUCAUCAGGUCAUUUGACUCAGCAGGUACGUAUUCUAUCAAGAUAUGGUGUUUUCAAUCCCUAUGUUUACUAUGCCGACUCUCAUUUAUCAUCAGUUACACCGCAGGGUAUGCCACUGUAUAUUGUCUAUGAUACCCAGUUUAUUGCUUCUCCUUAAACAACCAGUAACCUCCCAACCGAUCAAUGACCUACAAAUCUCCCCCCCUCCCCAUUUGUGUUUCUCCGCAUUUUUAUUUUCACCCUGUACCUCAGGACUCAAAUGUAUGUUCAGAAAUCCCACAAAUUUACAACCUUUCAUCAAGCAUGUCUUAUCAUUUUACACUUCUGCUAUUCUUUAUGAGCUCUCUGCUAAGCUGCUUACAAUCCUUCCUAAGUGGCAUACACAUGGCCAUACUCUACUCUAAGGAGGUUACAGUAUCCGUCAUCAUGUAUGAAAUCCUUACAUCUCUUAUCAGGCUAUUCCAGUUCAGUGUAAUUUCAAUAAUCUGGUGUAACCAUGACCACUUACAUUGUGAUACAUACAAUUUAUUACUUUUCAUAUAGCCCAUUUCCCCGCUACGAAGCUCUUCCAUCAUUUCCAGCUUACUAGGGUGUGCUACAACCCUGUCAUACCUCAGCCCUCCAUGAGUUAAGCAGCACGUUACAAUUUUUCGGACCCUCAAUUGGGUGCUCCCAUACGGCAUAAGAUUUACAUUGGGCAUAAGUUUCAUUUAGCAUACAUCCUGCCACAACAAUCUCUCUACAUACGGCCCUCACUAGGCCGUCACUCAUACGUUACAUACGGCCCACCACGGGCAUUCCACUGCAACUCCAUUUCGACCCCUCAUUUGAGCAAUUACGAUGAUUAAGGUCUCGUCAGGCCACUCAUUUUUCUUCCUACACCACCCUCUGUCAGCAUACAUUUCCCACCCAUAGACACUUGCUGGAGCUCCAAAGUUAAUUUCCUGCUAAUAAAAUAUGUGUACAACAUACUCUCACAUUUACAAUUGGUCCUUCUUAUGGAUGGACACACAGCGGGAACUCACACAUAGAUACAACACGUUUAAUUACCUUCCCUAUCCACAUGUUAAUGGAACUAAGAUUAUAUACAUAUUUUGUUACCUUAUCUCGAUUCUACUAUCUAUACAAGUCUCCCCAUUGUUGAUGUCUUAGUCCUUAAACACAACACAGGUACGUUGUGCCCUUUUCUUAAUUAACACUUACACCAUCCUGGAUGCAUUCCCAUAGGCGUUCCCAUUGUGUUGUUAGGUUCCUCUCUAUAAGAAUCCAUUCCCUUGCUCAACCACACUAGUUGGGCCAGGUACGUACGUUCUAUAUACCUUCCUUAAAUUCCUUAUGCUCCUAUUCCUCUACAUUCCUUAGGGAUAGAUCAACUGGCUGAAAAGUGUAGUGGUGCUGGAGUGAGUAUCUGUCAAAUGCUACCCAGACAACACAUCAGAUUGUGAAGUUCAUCAGGGUUGGUUCUCCCUACUCAGUUACACCAUUACGUUCGAAGUUCACUGGCUUGCAACACAGCAACUCUAUCUUGUCCGCACACUUAUACAGGCUACCUUUCAUGGUAGCUGUUGAUUUGACUCGAUCCCACUUGCUGACAUGAUACUAAGCACACCAUACGCUACCAAACUACCUACAGUAUUCCUAAACAAUUAGAAUUAUACUAAAUUAGGUCAUAUUAUGGCCUUGUUCCGUUGGGGGCACACCUGACUCUCUGCCAAUAUCUGCCAUUCAAAUAACAGAGCUCUGGCCACUACCGACAUUGGGCACUUUGGCGUAUCAUUUUGUCAUCACGUAUUCGAUCAUACCUUUGUAGUGUUCAUAUCCUUUUUGCCACCUCAUCCCUAAAUUAGCUCACAAAUAUCACAAACGUAUCUCAUACCACCUACAGGGAUAACCUUAUGACAAUCAGCAAGAUUUCAGGUCUACAUACUAGACCAAUUAUCUGACUCACACAGGACUAUAUGCCUGUCUUAAGAUCACACAAUUACUCACAACUUAAAUUGCAUUACAUACGUCAGGACUUUCCCUAACUCGUACACCACUCUUCAGCAUUUAGUGAGUCAAUCUCAUUGUUGGGAACUACUUCCAGCCUUUAGUAAUACCCCAGUACACAUAAUCGAACACUGGGACAUAAGAAUCUGCUAUAACAUCUCUCAAUAGAGAGAGAGUUGAGGAAGGCGUUUAGGGAAUUGGUUAGGUAUCAUCAACACGUAUUAUGCGUUGAUCCAUUCAACUUUUUUCCCUCUUUAUUUACAGGCCUAGCCAAACAUCGGUGAUGGCACACCUCAACCGACUUGUACCACAAUACUAUUACACGGCUUAUUGUCCCGACUACAAAUAUAUAUAUAUAUAUAUAUAUAUAUAUAUAUAUAUAUAUAUAAUCCAGCACACUGCCUAUCUACAAACAGCAACACCUAAUCUAGACAAAAAAUAAUGGGUCCUACUCUAACAGCCAAAUAUAAUGUAACUAAACCCCCUUUUUAUUUUUUUUGCCUAGAUUAGGUAUUUUUAAAAAACAAACAAAAUCUGUCAGCACUAAAUUUGCUGUUUAGUAGAUAAGGGAGUGCGCUGUGUGCUGGAUUUUCAUUUUUAUUGUACUUAUUGGCUCCCAGCAGCACCCUAUUUAUUCAUGUUUAGGUGAGUGCAGCCAUCCUCUUAUAUAUAAAUAUAUAUAGACUUUUUUUUAUUAUUAUUUUUAAUUCUUUAUUGGUAUACAAUCCUUAGUUUAACAAAUAAACCUGUUAAUAUCAAGUAGCCCAAGUUACCUUCUUUUGCCAAUGGUAUGCCAGUUGGGGGCUGCUAUUUUCUUUACCAAACAUGCUACGAACCCAGCAAAUCAAUCUGUGAAAAAUGAAAGAUUAAAAACUUAGAUUGACAACUAUAUAACUUCGCACUAGAGCCAGUGGUAUUUUGUAAAGUUUAAAGAUGCCUCCUUCCCCUUAGACAUCCUAGACAUAUGAGCCAUUUAACAAUCAAGACUGAUAAGGGCUUCUGAUUGAGGUGUGUUGUGUUUUUUUAACUUUGCUGCACACUUGUCUUUUAAAAAUGUUAUACGCAAAUAUGUGAGAAAAUGUGGGGUUUUGUUUUAUUCUUCUUUUUAUAUUUUAUGUAUACUUCAUGUUGCAGUGGGUGUGUGUAUAAUAUGUAUAGGUGUACUUAAAGAAAAAGUUUAGCAUUUACAGUGGAACAAACACAUAGCAGAUGUUCUAGGCUUUGUAAUAGUUCUGAAGUUGGAUAAUUGCCUCAGUCAUUAAGGGGUUGAGGACGGGUACAGGAAAGCAUGUAUGAUUGUUGUGAAGAUAGGAAAUGGAGACUAAUGAACCUUGUAUGGGCGAGGUUAGGUGGAGUACUAGAAUGGUCAUAUUCUAUUAUCCAUUUAUCCACCUGAAUUUCCAGAGGGGUGAGAUAGAAACAUCUGAAUGGAAUAUUGAAAAACUUGAUUUUUGAUAUAUAUUCAUUUAUGGAAAAGGCAGAGCUAUCAUUAAAUAAACAACCACAUUGAUGUAAUUGGACUCCGUUGUGCUAAUUUAUGCAACUGGGGAUUUAUUGGUUAAGUGAUGGUAAGUGAUUGGGUAAGUGAUGGUGGAGUUUGGUAACUAAUAUAAUUUCUAUAUUCACUCAGGUGUGUUCCCAGAUAAAGCCAGCUUUGCCCUUCAUGCUGUGCUCAUUGAUCACUUCCUGCGUGGGGGUUGGUACCCUACCGGUGGCGCCAGUGAAAUUACCUUCCAUCUUGUUCCCACAAUUGAAAGAGCAGGAGGAGCCGUGCUGUCAAAAGUCACAGUGGAUAAAAUCCUGGUCAAUGGAGAGAGGAGAGCUUAUGGUAAGGAAAGAAAAAUGGCAGAAAUUGUUAUAAGGGGGACACUUUUCCUAAAUCUGAAAUGUUAUGCCCAGGUAAAAUUAGUUUUAAACAUUUACUAUAUAUAAUUCGAUCAUAUUGUACUUUUCAUUCUUAUUUUCUUUUUUCUUUUUUUUUUUUUUUUAUUCUUUUGACACAGGUCAUAGCCUUAAUAGAAAACAUUACAUGAGAUAAGCAUUUGUAUGAGCUGAGGGAAUUUGGUUUUAGGUUGUAGGUGCUAGCGCUUUGUCUUAGGCCUUUUGUGCCUAGGGAUAUAGCAAUAUAGCCAAUGGGAUCAAUAGUUUGCUAUAGGCAGUAAGGUUGGAGAUGCUUAGAGUAGAAUAGUGAUAUAGCGAUAUGGGCUUCCGACCAGGGUCAGAUGGGAUGCAUUUCACCUGUAGUAGGGGCAGAUAGACAUUACGCCAGUACAGUGUAAAAUUACCCCAUAACCCCAGGGUGUGGGGGGAUCUUAUCCAUUAGACAAUUAUAGGGACAAUUUUUAAAAUGCUGUAAAGUAAAUUGUUAAAUGGCUUGCGUGAGUGAGAAACAUGGUGUAGCAUAUAAUCCAUGGAAAGUAAACACUGGAGAGAAGAGUUCUGCUCGCAGUUUACCUUACCCCAUACAAAGGUAAGUUCAAGCCACUCUUCUCCAUCAGGUAGUGGCCACUGUGGGGGCCUCUGUCCCAGACCGUCAGGGGACGAACGGUGUCAACUUUGUGGGAUCCCAGGCUGUAUUGGGUGCCACUGGGGUACUUGGUCCCACAAGGGACAAGGAGUCCCGCUGUAGCCACAAGGUUGGCAGGAGAUCUAUAGCGCCUUGCAUGUCUUGAACAUUGGACGAGGAAUCGCAGUGGUGGACUAGCAGUGUGCAAGGUUGCCUCCACUGGUAUUUGAUGUUAUGCAAGCGAAGGAGAGCUGUGAAGGCUUAAGUGAGCGGCACCAGGCCAGAGUGGACCCUGAUAGAUCUGCAUAAAAAUGAGAGCUGCAUGUUCUCAAAUGGAUAUGGUGAUCUGUCUCUGUGACUCUGGAAGCGCACCAGAAGGUCCCUUGGUGCUACGGUCGGAGUUUUGGCUGGCCGUGGAACAUCCCCUCCAGGGCCAUUUGUUUAGACUGUGUAGGAGACAAGAGGGCCAACAUAAGUCGCCUAAUAAAGUGUGGUACCUCGGCCUCCGGUAUGUCCUCUCCAAUUCCCCUGAUCUUGACAUUCAGGCUUCGCCUUUGAUCUUCCAAUUGUGCAAAUUUCAGAUCGAAUUUAUGAUUCUGCUGCUGCAGGUCGUGCACUGCUUGUUGCAGAAGCGUUGUAUUAUGCGUGUUUCGGCGGGAGUCUUCCUCCAGAGUACUCAGACGGCUUGUCAGGCCCUGCAGGUCUCUGAGGAUCUGGGCCAUAUCAGCCUCUGCUCUAUUUAUGAAGUCGUCUGAGAUGUCAGAGCAGUCGUCGGCAUAGUUGGCCAUAUUUGUGCCCAUGACGCUGUGAGUUUGCUUCCAUAGGUCUCCGAUAUUUACAAUUUGCCAGGGUUUGUCGAGCUUAGGGUUUUUUGACCCAUCUUGCUAUCUGCAAUUUGGGGGUCUGUUGGGCACCGUUUCUGAGGAGUUUGGGCUAUGGUAGAGGGUCCAAAGUGGCUGUUUAGUGCAGAGCUUAGGUGGCCAUUCAGUCAGUAGCUUGGCUCCACCCCCUUAUUUUUUUUAUUUUAUUUUUUUAUUCUUCUUUUCCUCUACAUGGACAUUUUUUGUUUAAAAAAAAUAUCCUCUUUUGAACUGCUUGUCCUACUUACUCCCUUUUCUUCCAGUUUGUUUAUUUUGUGUCCACCUUAUAAGUAUUUGUAUUCUUUAUCUUUACUUUGUUCGCAGGGACAUUUGUGAUCCUUAAAAUGCCACUUACGUGAUUUCUAACACAAAAGUUCCUUAUGUUAAACUGGGAGACACGGUUCUGUAUGUCCAUAGGUACUUCACCUCUGCCUGGUCACCUUAUUGCAGUACUCCCAGAUCACAACCCUGAAAAGAUAUCUCUCAAAUCUCAUGAAGGCAUUGAGGAACCCUCCAAUGUUAGGGAGACUACUCAUUGCUUUCUUUUUAUUUACAGUUCUGAGAUUUUUCUGUAAACCUGCGCUUCCACGUACAAAAAUAGCAAGACCUCUUUUUCUAUAGAUUAAACCGGUGACCCACAAAAUGCGUUUUAGGUACUCUGCAAUUCUAUGAUUUUAAUACAUCUGUAACAUAUUUGACGCUAUAUUAAUAUUCCCAAAUGUUUUGCAGGUGUUGUUGUGAAAGCAAAGGGACAUGAACCCAUGAAUAUUUUUGCCCCCAUUGUGAUUUCUGAUGCUGGUAUUUUCAACACAUAUGAAAAACUUCUACCCUCUGAAAUGGAAGCAUUGCCAGGUUUGUAAGAGUGACUAGGAAAAUACUGGGUCUUUGAUACUGGGCAAAUAUAAGCUGCCUAGGAUGGGGAUUGUAGGACUUUUAUGAGAGAGUGUGUGUGUUCGUUCACAUAGUGUGAUUUAAAGAAAGUCUUUAUUGCAGUGUUUUUCAACCUUUUAGUAGUACCCCUGGAGGUCUAAAAAAAUCCCACGUUCCUGUGCCUUGAGAAAGUAAUUUCUAUUGAUUUAAAUUCCAAAUGACACGUGUAGACACUGAUAGUUAAUCCCAUAUUGGAGAACUAGUCUGAUUAAACACAGUAAAGAAUAUUUAUUUUUAAAAUAAAUAUGACAUAAUGUGAAUAUUGUGUAUGUAAGAGGAGCGUAUGAACUAUUAAUCUGAACUCUGAAGUAUAAACGUCACAAAACGAAAAUAUACUACACACAUAAGUUACAUACAGAAGACACUGACACACACACAUUUAUACAUAGAGGACACUGACACACAUACACUCACUGACACACACUCUUAUAGAUUUGACACACACUGACAGACGCAUACACACAUUCUCUUACACUCAUUCACAAAUCCUAUUUCUUAUUUAAUUCCAUCUGGCCUCCCUACUUUUGGGGGAGCUAGAGUGGACCCUUUACCUGUGGUCCAGUGUGAGACUCGUGUAAUAUUGCUGUUUCAGCACUGUUCCUUCGCUUGCUGUUUAGUGAUGCCGGGGACAGUGUGACGACUUCUCUCUGCAUCUCCGCAGGGCAUGUGUGGGAGCAGUACUGGAAGAGCACAGAAAUUGCAGCUGCCUAGCCGUCUGGCUACAGCACCCCAAUACACUGUAUUUGGGCAGAGUAGGCACUUGCCAUCCAGGUAAGCAGGUGCCUACUCUGCCUUAGCACCUAGUGAGGGCCCUAAAUUGGCCAGUUCUUGGUUGAAUAUGCUGAGGUGAAUUAAUACUCUUUAAAGACUCCAAUUGGGCAUUAGUUAGAUUAUCAUACUUUCAGCAGUGCACAAUAGCCACUAUACUUACCUGGCACUGUCGAGUGCCUGAGAUCCUUCAGGUCUGCACUAGUAUGCUGAACUUUAGGAUUAACAAUUCAAUUGUCUAUACUUAAUCACCUUGACAGAUUUCAUGCCUUACUCAUCAUAGAUUAUUUCACAUGAAUUUUCACUUGUCACUUUCUAUAAUUCACCCCUCAUUCACCCUGAGCAAGUCUGUACAGUUCCAAUUAAGGGAAUCUUUUGAUUCAAUUUAGUCCAUGGCUGCCCCUCCUUGCCUCAAGCAAAAGCCUCAAUUGCCUUUAGUGUGUCAGCCUUAUAAUAGUUGUUAAGAAAACCAUGACUUUCAUGAACUAAAAGAAAAAUUUGACAUCUGAUGCCAGCACGCACAGUAUGCUGGUUUCAGACACCCACAGACACCCAAUUUUUGCACAGCCCGCCAGCUCCGUCCUUUCUAUCAAGGAGGCUAUCCCUAGAGGUAGAGCUAUGUGUGUGCUGUCAGUGCAGGUAUAUUGGAGGGAACAACCUUAGAGAGACCGUGAUAGAGCAGUGUGUUUAUUGAGUGCAAAUACAAACAUUCUAUUUAAUUUCCUAUUCUUUUCAUAGUCCUCUCUAAUGACAUAUUUCAUGCUUCCUUCAGAGAUCCAGAAUCAGCUGGGAUUGAUGAAACACGGACAGGGAGGUUUCAGUCUUUUUAUUGGUCUAAAAGGAACAAAAGAGGAUCUUAAUCUUCCAGCUGCAAAUUAUAUAUACCUCCCAAGUACAGACCUGACAAAGUUGUAAGUAGAUGUCCUCAGGACCACCAUAACAUGCAUGCUGAAUUUUCCUUCUUUAUGUUGACUAUGUUAAUUGGCUGAUACUCUCAUCUGUCACAUUGGAGUAGAUUUAUCAAAGUGUUCUGUUUUAAACCUUUGUCUAAUAUAGUAAAAGUGGGGCAAUUACCACGGAGACCGUGGAACCAGCAGGUACAUUCCAUCGGUGACCCCUCCGCUUUUACAAUUUUUGCAUCACUUUUUAGAAAAGACAUGUAACCUGAGAACGCCUAAUCCUAAACUUUACAUUGUAUCUAGUAAUGUAAGUCACCCAGUGGAAUAUAGUAUGGCCAUUGACUGCCCCAGCAUCCCAUUUUAUUUAUCUCAAUCCACAACUUGUCAUCACUCAUAGGAGAGAAAAUGCUUAGGUGAAUGGGCUUGAAAGUCAUAUUCCAAAGACCCUGGACUCUAUUUGAUUCAAUACAAUCUGUUGGUUAAAGCCUUGUUACAAUUAUGUGCACUGGCUCUGCAAUUUGCAAAUAUUUGCAUAUUCUGUGAAAUUCAGGCAGAUUGCAUUGGGAUUAGGAUUAAUGUGUUCCAUCAUGCUCCUCAUCAUAAUAGCUUUAUUUUAUUAUCUUUUUAUUGGUGCCUUUAUGCUUUACUAUAUGUUUAUUUUUUCAUGUACUGUUUUGAAUGCAUCACAAUAAGUUUAACCUCUUUAAUAACAUUAGGACGUUUCAUGCAGUCCUAAACAAAAGUGGGCUUUUACGCUGUUAGGAACACAUGGAAUUAUUAUUAUUAUUAUUUUAUUAUUUAUAUAGCGCCAUCAAAUUCCGUAGCGCUGUACAAUGGGUGGACUAACAGACAUGUAAUUGUAACCAGACAACUGGACGUGCAGCAACAGAGAAGGAGGGCCCUGCUCAAUGAGCUUACAUUCUAGAGGGGGUGGGGUAUAGUGACACAGAGGGUAAAAGUAGGGGUACGAAGUAGGUUGUUAGAAAAGUAUUAAUUGAGAGCUUAGUAGGUAAUUUUUGACAGUUGCAGGAGAGGAGUCAUGGAGGGUGAGGGAUGAAAACCUGCUAACAGUUUAACUGAUAUGCUUUCUUUAAGAAGUGAGUGAGUGAGUGGAGACUGGGUGAAAUUCUUACGGAGAAGGGAAGGGAGUUCCACAGAAAAGUUGCAGCCCUGGAAAAGUCUUGGAGGUGAGCGUUAGAGGUGGGAGUACGGACAGAGGAUAUACGUAGGUCUUUGGCAGAGCGUAGGGGCCUCGACGGGACAUACUAGUGUAUUAGUGAGGAUAGGUAGGUUGGAGCAGCAUUAUGUAGGGACUUGUAAGCAAGCACCAGAAUUUUAAAUUGAGCCCUAUAUCUAACUGGAAGCCAGUGCAGGGACUGACAGAGCGGGGAGGCGUGAGAGGUGCGGACGGACAGGAAAAUGAGCCUCGCUGCCGCAUUCAAUAUAGAUUGCAGCGGUGCAAUCUGGGAACACGUAAGACCACUGAGAAGAGUAUUGCAGUAGUCCAGUCGAGAGAGAACAAGAGCAUGGACCAGCACCUUAGCUGCAUCUGGGGUUAAAUAGGGGCGGAUGCGCGCUAUGUUUUUGAGAUGGAAGCGACCGGAUUUGACGAUUGAUUGGAGCGGUGAAGGAGAGGUUGGAGUCAAAAAGAACACCCAGGCAGUUAGCCUGCCAGGUAGAGGUGAUGGUAGCGCCGUUGACUUGGAGGGAGUCAGACACGGGAGUAGUAACACUUGAGGGAGGAAAGGCCAGAAGUUCUGUUUUGGACAGGUUGAGUUUAAGGUAAUGAGCAGCCAUCCAUUUGGAAAUCGAAGAGAGGCAGUCAGAGACACGAGUCAAGAUGGGCGGAGAGAGAUCAGGAGAGGACAGGUAGAUUUGCGUGUCAUCCACAUAGAAAUGAUAACAACAGCCAAAGGAGCUGAUGAGUUUACCAAGGGAGGCAGUGUAGAUAGAGAACAGUAGGGGACCAAGGAACCUUGGGGGACGCCGACAGAGAGUGGUUGGGGGGAAGAGGCAGAGUCAGAGAAAGAAACACUGAAAGAGCGCUGGGAGAGGUAGGAGGAGCACCAGGAGAGAGCAGUAUCCCAUAGAUAGGAUAGAGUAAUGGCCACGAGAUUUAGCAGCAAUUAAAUCGUUGGAUACUUUGGUCACAGCCAUUUCGACAGAAUGAUCAGCGCGGAAUCCAGACUGAAGGGGGCCAAGCAGAGAGUUGGUUUCGAGAAAGUCAGUCAAUCUGGUGUACACAACUCUCUCGAUGAUCUUGGUAGCAAAUGGGAGUUGCGAGAUAGGGCGGUAGUUGGAUGGGGAGUUGGGGUCAAGGCUGGGCUUUUUCAGAAUUGGGGUUACAGUUGCAUGUUUUGAAGGGUGAGGGAAAUGUGCCAGAGGAAAGGGAGAGAUUGGAAAUUUUAGUGAGGGGAAGAACAAGAGAGGGAGACAUAGUGCGGAUGAGAUAUGAAGGAAUAGGAUCGAGGGGAAUAGGUGGUGGGGCAGGAGGACCGGAGCAGAGCAGAAACCUCUUCUGCUGUAGCAGGUGCGAAUGAGUGUAGAAUGGUGGAGGGAGUGGGGUUGGGUGAUGUAAUGGUAGGGGAAGGAGAGAAAUUAGCGAUCUCUUCUCUGAUUGUAGAGAUCUUCUCAGUGAAGUGAGAUGCAAAGUUUGUGGCGGACAAGGUGGUAGAAGGAGGGGGAUUAAAAGGGCGAAGAAGAACAUCAAAAGUGUGAAAUAGGUGUUUGGGUUGAUGGGACAGUGUACUUAUGAGGGUGUUAAAGUAAUUUACUUUUGCAGCGGAGAGAGCCAAGCUGUAGGAGUGCAGCAUAAAUUUAUAUUGGAGGAAGUCAGAUGCAAAGUGUGACUUUCUCCAGGAGCGUUCAGCAGUUCUAGUACAUUUUUGCAGGUAACGGGUCAGCUUGGUGUGCCAGGGUUGUAAUUGGGGGCGCUUGCUGCGUUUAAUUGUAGGAGGUGCCAUGAUGUCGAGUUGAGAGGAUAGAGUUGAGUUGUAGAGUGAGGUAGCUGAGUUAGGGCAAGUUAGAUUUGAGAUGGGUAAAAGGAGAGUAUUGAGUUUGGUGGAGAACUGCUGGAGAUCAAGGCAGUUGAGGAUUCUGCGAGAUUGGAGAGUUGAGGGUGGUGAAAUUUUGGUAUGGGGUAUGCUGAUGUCAAAUGUUAGUAGAUGGUGGUCAGACAAAGAAAAUGGAACAGUGGAGAGAUUAGAGGGGGUACACAGAUUGGUGAAGAUGAGGUCAAGAGUGUUUCCUGCUGUAUGAAUUGCUGAAGUUGUCCUUGCAUUUUGGUGUGAGAAGGUUUUAAAUCCCUGUUCACACCGGGGAAACUGGUUGAUACCCUGGGAUUCCCACUGUCAGCUGGAGCCAUUUUUUAGAGGCCUCUUAGUAUCACCUGAGCUGCAUGUAGGGUUCAAAGUGAGCACUGCAUAUAACCUUGUAAAUGAGCGAUGGUGUUCAGUUGCUGUUUUUUCCAGCUUUCCCCAGAAAGAAAGACCCCCAGUAUCAGAAAACAUCCCUGCAUUUCCCCCUGCUGACAGUGAUCAGCGUUGGGCUGUACCUGCUACCCAGCACCGACCACAUAGUGAUCGUCCAGGAUAGCAUGCAGGAGCUGCAGUAUGAGAGGAAGAUCUCCCCCUCAUGCCACAAUCACACAGUAUAGAGCUAUGUGUGAUUUGAGAAAUCUCUCUGCUAAUGUCAGUACUAACGGUAUGCCUCUGUGUUAGGGUAAGAGUUAAUGCUUGGUUAGGGAUAGUGUAGAGUAAUAAAUUAGGGGUAAGAUUAGGAUAGGUGUAAGCACAGGGGUAGGGUUGGUAUGGCAUGGGGCGGGAUGGUUGGUACUGGGUUAGCAUUAGCUAUCAAAAAUGCAUUUAGAUCCUUGCCAUAUGAGGCAUUCAUAAUCAUAACUGGUACAUAAAUUCAUUUUGAGUACAUUUUCUUUAGUUUCACUUGAUGUGUUAAAAAUUAUCAUAAGCAAAACUGUGAAAAAUAUUUGGUUUCUAUGUAUUCAUAGUUAAUGUUGUGUUAUGUAUGGGUGCAAACUUAAAUUAUAGUGGCGCAAAUAUUGUACGAAUUUGACGGGAUUUUUUUGGUUCAGAAGUUGGUUGAUUGCCUCCAUCCUUAAUGGGUUAAUGUAGCUAUUGAAGGUUUGUCCCAGUUUAAAAAUAAAUAGAUCAGCCAGUUUGUUUUUGACAAGUUUAUCAUUAAAUAUGAAAAAUCUUAAGCACACCAAACAUAAUUACAAUUAAAAAAGUUUAAUUAUUUAAGAAAUGCAUAUCAACAAAGUACUUAUCUGCAAAAACAUGCAAAUCUAUACAUAACGGCAUCAAUAACAAUAAAGUGUUCUAGACAUAUAUUGCUUUACCAUAUACCAACAGACACAAGAUAUACUGAACUAGAGCUGGAGACUACACAAACCCCAACGUUUCUGCACCUGGCCUUCCUCAGGGGGGAAUCUCAAAGCUAAUAGUACUUAUUCUGAGGGGGCAGAGCCUAACUGUAGAACGGGAAAGAUGCACAAAAUAAUAGCUCCUAACUACAGCGACUUAUUUGGGAACAAAAAUCGGCACUAAUCACAGCAGAGAAGGCAGGAUGCAGGCAGGGGAAACCCGGGGGUAUCCAACAACCCCAAAAACGAGACCUACAACCCUCGGGAACCCUCAAAGCCACUAGGGCCUACUCAUGACCAGGCUGGGGAGAGACAGACACUCUCCCCGACAGCAGAGGCAUGCACGGACGCCUCGAAACAAUUGCUUCCUCCCCUAUGGACUGGUGGGGGAUAUCCCAGUCCCCCCCGGACUACAGGGGCAGCUCAGCAAAGACUCACCACAAAGCCAAACCUGUACCACAAAGGGGCAACUCGGCAGAAGAUGCUUCCAAGAUGGCGGCGGACUGGGAGGCCUCCCACAUUGCAGCAGACACAGAGCUCCGACUAGCCACAAUUUUUGACUCCUUGUGGGAGAAGCUGGAGGCCUACAUGCGACCUCCCCGCCCGGUGGCCAAGACAAAGGGCAAGCCACUAAGCCCAUAUCAGGUGGCUGCUCAGCGGAAAACAAACGCUCCAUGUGCCCAGAAGGCCAGCGCCACAGGGGCGCCAUCCUAGCUAAACACCCAGGGAGACCCAUUACCAGCAAAGGCAACCGGAAACCGACCCACAGGAUUAAGAAAGUGAACAAAACAGAAUACUCAGACCCUACACACCGACAAACACCGGUCAACAAUAGACCAAGCAGGAACAAAGCGACAUUUGAUCGGCAGUGGAGAAGGCAAGAAACGAGGCCCAAAAAGGCGGCAAAGGCACUCAAUCACGUAAGGGGGAAUCUCCUGAGCACAAGCAGCGCCCGAGAUCGAGACACACCUGGGCACUUAACCGGCACUGUGAAAUACCCGCGGCGGGAAUCGGCUGACCGGGACACUUAUCACUGCAGAUGAGAUAAUCGUUUAUACCUCAUACUGCCCAUAUAAGUGACUGGUGAUGGAUUAUUGUUCCUAUAUGUUUUUUCAGCUAAUUUUGCUCCAGCGUGUUACAUGUAAGCUGUAGUGGUAAUUAUAAUUCAGUAAUAUAUGCAUCAGGCUUCACAGUAUGUCUCGUACUGCUGAUAGUUUGAAUGGCAAGCCUCCAUGUGUAAGUGUGUAUGGAGAUUGUUUUGAAUAUUUUUAUUGUGUGCACAAUAUAAAGUCAUACAUCAGAUGGGUUUGUGGUAAAGCAAGUGAUUGCCCACGCAGGGGCUCAAAUAUUAGUUUAACACUGCAUAUACAUUUGGUUGCCUGCGUAGAGGCGGAAUUGUCCUAGCCUGUGUUUUUGUACACUGGUGGUUGCUUUGUGUUUUAUGCUCUUAUGUAUCGUGUUGCCUUAUUAGUUCAAUUAUAGCAUUAAGUAAGUGUUUUAUGUUAACUAGAGUAUGUCAGUGCUGCGUGUUUGCUAGUUGGUGAGUGCACAUUGUCUCCUAUGCAGAGGCAGUUUAAUCAGCUUACUAAGUAGGGUCAGGCAUUGAGCAACUAUCUAAGAUACAAAAACUUUUUCAACUUUCAGCAUAAGGAGCAUAUUUGUUUGCAGUCUGCUGCCUUAAUAGAUAACAGAGCUAUUUGGAUAUCAGGUUUACAGUAAUAAGCGAAAAUUACUCAGCUUGCUAAUUAGAGUCAGGCAUUAAACAACAAUUUAAGCUACAUAAACUUUUUCAACUGUCAGCAUAUGGAGCAUAUGUGUUUGCAGUCUGCUGUCUUAAUAGAUAAUAGAGCUAUUUGUAUAUCAGGUUUACAGCAAUAAGCGACUGUACCGUCAAACAUGCGGCAGUCAGUGAUCGGAUAUGCAGCAGUAUCUACCUUUGGCCCCUGUGGGCAUUUUAGCAUUAACCGCACAUUCCUUUGGUAAUUCAAAAACAGAAUCAUAUAAGCGAAUAGAUACGAACUGAAUGCAGCUGUUAAGACACAAGUGCAAGCUAUCUAUUGAAAACUUGUUCGCGUUUAAACGGCAUUAACUAUGAACAUGAAUAAAAGCCCCUAAGUAAUCUUUAUGUAUUUCUAAGCUUAUGUGAGGAACUUCUCAUGUGUCCAGAAUUGCAUGUGAGCUUGCUUAUAGGAAAAGUCCCGGAAUUUUCAGCGGUGUAUGUUGAGCUGAAUUAUGGAGCGGUAAGCUAUCUGCAUAUCGGAUCGGUGAGGUCCUUUAGGACGCCGGUCGUCCAUCUGUCCUCCCUCAGGACUCAGUCCCCCGCGGAGCGCUCCGUGAUGCCGUGGGCACUCGGGGUCCAGGCCAGUCCAUGAGACCCCCCACAAAAGUCCCAGCACCUGCUGUCCCCUGCACCUCCCCUGCAUCACUUGCGCUGCCAGAUGACUCCUGGUCCCACGUGUCUCACCCAGUACAGGCCACACACUUAGAGCCGAUGCGCCUCCUCCCUCACGGCCACCGGUAUACCGGAGGGGUUUAGUGCCUUCUGGCCCCACAGGGCUCACUGCGCCAGGGACAUCCUUCUCCGGGCCACCCAGAAACCCAGAUGCAGGGUCCAGUAUCGCCACCAGGGGGCAGGCCAUCUGGGGCGUCCGUCCGUGAGCCGACAGCCGUCUGGGCCCCUCGAGCCGCAUACAGAAGCCUCCACACAGAGGUAGGUAGGCCUUUUCGUGCUUGCCUGUAUUCUGUCUGCCCUUAUCUGCUGGCUGGCUAUUCCUGUGGAAACUUUGCCAGUGUAGGUGAUUGACCCGCGGGGGCCUCUGUCGCCGCGGAGGUCGCCACCAUGUGGCCGGGAUAACCCCCACCGGCCUGGGGGGGGAGCGGGGCCGCGCCGCCGGCCGGGUCCGUCCGUUUAGCAUCGGGUUCAGGCCUCUCUUUCUACGACCGCCCCACCGGGCCACUUCGCCUUUCCAGGCUCCUGCCACGUGCAGCUGUGGUUGCCCACUUUCUGCUCUCUUGGUGCGUGGUCGGUCCCAUACGGGUGUCUCUCUGGAGCAGGGUGCGUGUACCACCUCUUAAUUGCCGGGGUGUCCCCUUUAGGUUGCUGCACGACCGCUUUUUAUGUCGAUUUUGGGGUAUCUUAGGACGGAGCUAAAGCUCAUGGCUGCCAUCCAGCUCGGCGGCCCGGCCCCGCCCCCGUGUAUGGAGAUUGUACCCAUGCUCGUUUGCCCGGUUUAGGGGCAGGUUGCAGAAUGUGUAGUCGCCAGAAUAAUGAGGUGUCGACUGUUGCUGCUUUGGCGGUUUCUUGCCAUCUCCUCCGCAGUACCCAACCAGGGAGAUGUGGGAACGACACUUUCAAGUUGCGUCUUCUUUUGCGGCUCACCUUGGGAGCCAUGACUUGGCUCGCAGGAGUAGAGGUGAGUCCCCUUUCAUAAAGCUUGGCCCAAAAAGCUGCGCAGAUGCGUUUAACCCCUUAAGGACCAAACUUCUGGAAUAAAAGGGAAUCGUGACAUGUCACACGUCAUGUGUCCUUAAGGGGUUAAAGUGUAAAGAGGAGUGGGUGUUCGGGCAAAGGUGCCUGCGGGAAGGGGCUUCAGGCUGUAGGCCUCUGCAGAGUGGCCAUCUUGAUAAAUAGGCCUCAGCCCCCGGGUUCUGCCGCAGGCUGGAUUAUUUGUCGAUGGGACUUCACCAAUAUACCAGUGGGGACCGGGAUAUCCCCCCUCACCCUCCCUGUUUGUGGCAAUAGGUCACAGGAAAAUCAAGCAUGGGCUUCGAGUGCCAGAUGCAGGCAGACAAGUAGCGUAUAAUCAGCAGGGUACUCCCAGGGGUGGCAUGCAGGGUUGGUGCCUAUAUUUGGGCUUGUUGUGUCGAGUUUCAGACUCAUUAGGUUAAUUACACUGAGGAGGUCCAGCACCGGGCGACCCCCUUAUUUUCACUUUUAUACCCAAAUGAUACUCCGACAUCAACCCAUAAUUAAAAACACUUUCCGGGAGGAUCAGAUUAAAAAAAACACAAUCAAAUUAUCCAUUGGUGAAUGCUAUCGCCAAUACCGACUUCCGUGUAUGACGUCAUCACGCAAAACAGUAUUAAACAGUGUGUCAUUGGUAUAUGGGUUUAUAUAGUUAAGCACUUUAUGUCUAGAGCAUUUUAUUGUUAUUGAGGCAGGUAUGUAUAUAUUGCCAUUUUUUUGCACAUAAGCACUUUGUUGAUAUGCAUUUAUUAAAUAAAUAAAACUUUAUUACGUGCAAUUACUUCUGGUGGGCAUGAGAUUUUUUCUAUUUCAUGAUUGCUUGGCACCUGGUGGGGAUACAGGUUCUUCUCAUUUAGCACCCUUGGGUUUUCAUAACUGCACGCCACACGAACAUUAACGCAUAUCAUUAGAGUGUUCACUAUAAUAUACUGUGCAUUUUUUGGACAAGUUGCCUGAAUCUGUUCCUCUUCAAGAGCCCACUGAUAUAUUAAGAAUGUCAAACUUAUGUUUAAAAUGACAAACUGGAAAAUAUCUCACACAAUACUUGCAGUUUGGCGGCUCUGGCCCUAAAUUUUACAUUCACUUUGAACUAAAUAAGAAUUCUCCCUUUAGUGUAUAAUCCUGACAAUCUCAGUGCCUGUUACUGCUUGCUCUUAUGCAUUGUAUGAGUAGCAUGACCUGUAGGUAAAGAAUUAGGCUUCAGGAAAAAUAAUAUCUUUAUAAAAACUGUGUUCGGAGCAGGCAGGGAGAGAGGGAUUCCUUCCUAAAGGUGGGUCUUGGUCCCUAGAAUGGGAGAAAGGAUAGAUGGUGUAGUGGGACAAGUCUGGGGGAGGGACAGAUGAUGGAGCAGGAUAUAGCUAGAGGGGGGACACAUGAUAGAGUGGGAUAAAUCUCCUCUAUUAUGUUUGAAUGUAUUCAAAAGUCUAAAGUUUUGCACUCCGGUUCUGAUGUACAAUUUUUCUUACAGAGAGAAAGAUUAUUAUACUUCCAGUGCAGAUGAAGCCGUAAAUCACAUUCCAAUGGUGUACAUCUCCUCUCCUUCUGCAAAAGACCCCACCCAUGAGGAGCGAUGUCCUGGUAAGGUCUUCACCAUAUUGUAGCAUAUCCAUGGAAUUCCAACAUAAAUACUUCCCAAACUUUAACAUGUGCACUUAACUAUAACCAUAGUAAACAAAUUACCUCGAUCAGCUUUUGCUCGGUAUGUGUUUUCUCAUACUCCAAGGAACCCCAACCAGACAGCAGAACUCGUUAUUCAUACUGCCCUCUGUAAUUGCCUCGAUUAGCUAUUGAUAGCUAUGUCCUGCUGUACCCUCUUUUAAGAUUGUAUACUCAUGCCAUAGUCAUUCAUGUUAAGGACUACCAUUUUCUUAAUGUUUAGAUAGUCUGCCGGAAACCCUGCUGCUCAGGAUACUCCUCCUGGUUAUGUUAAUCCAUUAACCCUUGCAGUGGCUCCAACUUCCAUGACAACUUCUGCUUUUAAACAAAGUUAUGGAGGAAGGAAUCUGUAUAUGCAGUUUUUCAGCUUGAAACUUUGCACAUAUAGGAAUAUUUACAGUAUUGUGCCGGGCGCUAGUUACGCCCCCAACACAUAUGGCUACAUUUCUGGUUGCUUAAUUUUAAAUCUGUGCAAGAAUUAAGCCUGCAAAUACUAACUGGUGCCCAAAAAAGCAGUAUAAAUGAAAAAAUAAUAAUUAAAAAAAGGGUUAUAUAUAUUAUAUAUUUAUAGGAUAUUUUUUAAAUAUGGUAAAACCUACUAUACUAUGCUGGGGGGGGAGAAUAAUAUAUAUAUAAUAUAUAUAUAUAUAUAUAUAUAUAUAUAUAUAUAUAAUCUCAUAGGCUGUUUUAAUUAACAGAUGGGAAUCCCAAUUUUAUUUCUGUAGUUUCAUUUUGUUACAGUUAGUCAUUCAGGGUUAUUUACUAAACUGAGAAUUCCAAGUGAAUUUGAAAUUUGAGGCCAGAAUAGGUAAACUGAAAGUCUAGCUGAGAAUGUUUCCAGUUCACUACUUGGACCUUAAAUUUGAAAUUCACUUUGAAUUUUCACUUUAGUGACUAACACUGGUGGUGUAUGUGGCACACUUUGAGGUCAUGGCACACUUGCCUAUUUCCUGUGAUCAAGAAACUGAUAAUGCAAAUGCUAGUCAUUGAAUAUGACUCGACUCAGUAAACUCAGCAUAAAAUUCACUAUGUUGAUAUGACCCACAGAGUGAUUAGAAUACCCAUCACUGCAAUAAGUCAGGCUUCCCCAAACUCCGGCCCUCCGGAUGUUGCUGAACUACAACUCCCAUGAUUCUCAGCCUAUUUAUUUAAUUCAUAGAAUCAUCAUCACUUGCUCAGAAAGCACCCCAACUACCUACGUAACAUGCUCAGCCUUGCCCUCCAUGGCCCUGUAUUUCAGAACCUUUUUUAGCAGAAUUACCCUUGUAUGUCUGGGGAAAAAAUAAAUCCUAACUAAUAUUAAUUAAAAGUUUACUCCAACCAUCCAGCCCUCUGUUGUGGUUAUGGUGGUAGGAGUACCCUGGUGCCAUUCUCCAGUAAUGGGGCAAACCCUCUAACAAGGUUUUGCCCACUUACCUGUGUCCCUUCUGGGCGCAAGGCCUCCUCUGUAGCAGGCUUUACAACAUCUGGGUGCCGAUCCUUACAUUCAUUGACUGAGAGUAUCAGUUAAAACUCUGGGCUGACUCAUGAUGCCCAAAUUCCCCUGCUGGAAGUGGAAUUAUACCUCUGGCGCCAAAGGAGUUAAACUCGGUAUGUGCUGUGUUUCAUUGUGAAAUGUUGCACAUACAGAUUCCAGGCACCAUGACCACUUCAAAUCACUGACAUUUUAGUCUAUUUUGCUAACUAUUUUAUUAAUAUGCAAAGCACUGUCUUACCUUUCCUGGCACUACUAAUGAUAUUGCAUGUCAGAUCUCUCAAAUCUCCUAUACUAGCUGCCUUUUAAAAGGAUCAAAGGGUACACUGACUUUAUGUGAGUUGAAGGGAAUUGAUACACUCUCCCUUAUCUUAUUGAGUACUAGCAAAAUAGAUUUGCUUUUUGAGCAUUGCACGUUAAACCCUCCCAUUGCUCAACUUCCAUAUGAUAGCACAACCUGUGUAUUUGAUGUAAAUUAGGGGUAGCCUUGCCUUUUUAAUAUAUAUUUUUUUCCAAAAAGGGGAACAUUGGUGAAUGGGGUGAAAAAUAAUAUAAAUAUAUACCUACAUGAGUGCAGCUAUUUGCUUUUUUCUUGAUGCGGAUCAUUUGUUUGUCAUGCCAAAGUAUAUUUUUACAUUUCACAUUUUUGUCAAUUGUAAAAUUAACCAGGAAAGUCCACGAUGACUGCCCUUUCCUUUGCACGCUAUGAUUGGUUUCAAGAGUGGAAGGAUAAGAAAGUACAGAAACGGGGAGCAGAUUAUGAAAGUGUGAAGAGCGCAUUUACUGAGGCCAUACUGGAAACACUUAUCAAGAUCUUCCCUCAGAUCAAGGACCAGGUAAUGGGACCACAAAGGAUACAUUUUGAGACAGUUGGGGAAAUGAAGAAUGGUACAGAGAUUACCACUCAGGGUUACUUCUUUUUGGAAGGAAUGAAAUGGUUGAUUGGAAAUUAAAAGAAGCAGUAACAUCCAAAAAAGAAAAAUGACAAGAGUGCUAUUCUUGUGACCCACUGUGAAAAACCUCUUUAAAGUGUAAACUGUGAGAACAAACCCAGGUAAACCUUAGGAACAAAUAAGGAAUGGAUGAUUUCAAUUGAGGAACAGGCCAUAAAUAUCACAAGACACAGAGCUAGAGACAAAAUGCGAGAGGUUGUCCGCUUAACUAUUGUAAAAUCUAGAAGUAGAACAGACCAAGCUGCUCAAAAUUGUUUGUGUCAGGGUUAUUCAGUAAACAAUGCAUUUAAGCAUAUUUAAAUCCAAUUUGUAAAACUGAGACUAAAAUAACAAAUUUGAAAGAAUUCUUUAACUCGGCUUUUGUCGCAGUUUGGCUAUUCUAUACUUUCAUUUGCUAAAAUUUUGGAGUUUAGUGAAUAACCCUUUAUGUCUCUACCAUCUAUUUGAGGUUCUGCACACAUUUCUAUUUCUCACCACUUUUCAGAUCGAUUGCUACACCAGUGGCUCUCCACUCACCAACCAGCACUACCUGGGGUCCUCAAUGGGGGAAUUCUAUGGAGCAGAACACGAUAUUGCCAGAUUGGACCCAGAAACCACAGCCAUUAAUAGGGCCACAACACCCAUAAAGGGACUUUACCUGACUGGUAAGUAUCAGAACUGUUUGAUUUUUCUUGAUGUUCUAUUUCCAUGGACACUUCGUGCAUACUUCGUGGAUGUCCAAAGAACAAGGAUCUAUUAAUCUGCGACUAUUUUUAUUAGGCACUUCAUCUCUGAGUCAGUCAAUGAUCACAUCAACUGAGUGGUUUACUUAACAAUCAGUAAGUUGGACUUGUAGACAUAUUGGAGUAUAUUUACAAUUUAGCUAUUUUAUGUCUAUAUUUUGGACUUAUUUUUUAAUUCUCUGUCCAUUAAAAAUAAUUAAGUAUGAAUGAUGUGAACAGGGAACUUCUAUUUCUUUUAUUUAUUUAUUUUUAUGUAACAAACGAGCCUGUGUUGCCACAAUAGCAAUACCAGGCUGAAUAUUGUCAUACAUUUGCAAACCUGGCAAGUGGAGGUUCUGCACAUUUUUACAAUAAAAGUGAUAUAGCAUUGGUCGAAGAAGGUAUGCGUGGCAUAACAGAACUUAUAGUAGUCAGAAAGUAAAUCCAACACCCAAAUAGUAUGAAGAUGGGAACACCUAAGUGUCCAGUCCCAUAAUGGAGCAAAAAAACAUUUUUUACAUAACAGCUUAAUUAACUUAUGUUAGACUAUAGUGUAGGAACCGCACUGCCCAUCUGCUAAUCCUAUAUUAGGUAUUGUUAGGUCUUUUGCUCGGUCUAGGGAUUUAACAACUGGCUAGGGAGUUACAUGCGGUAUCCAGCAGGGAACUUCUAUUGCAAUGAUUAAAAAUUAUGCUAUAAGAAAGUGCCUAUGUUUCCCCUUACUGGAGUUGUUGAUUUUGGUAUCUUUUCACAUUGUGGUGGCGUUCAGACUUUAUUCUCUUGUCUUGCAGGUCACGAUGUCCUCAUGUGUGGGUUUGCAGGAGCUCUAAUUGGAGCUGUGGUCUGCACAUCUGAAAUCCUAGGACGAAAUCUCUUUGUGGACCUGGAGUUUCUAAGAAGGAAGAUAAUUCAGGAAAAAGCCCAAAAAAAUGAGUGAUCUGAGCUCUGAUCACAAAUUUAUGGGUGGUAGGAAGGUGGGUGAGCUGACCACUGGUUAUUUUCCAAUUCAUACCAGAGUUGUACAUCAUUAAUUCUACUACAUAUCAGUAGCUCACCAAGAAUCCGCAAUGGAUUCAAAGCUGUGUCUGAUUAAAUGCACUCUUAUUCCUAGUUUUAUUUUCUCCUCCUGUUCCGAUCUGUUCAUGUCCCCUCUUACUCAAUCUUCUCUCUGUAUUCCCACCACAUUGUUUCUGUCCCUCAGUCUCCAUCUGUCUUUGUCCCAUUUCCCCAAAGAUCAUGUUUAUUUCUUUCCCACAAUGUUCCUGCAUCUCUACCAAUUCUUUCCCUGAUCCUUGCCUAACUUUAUGUUUGGGGGAAGCUGCGAAGUUGGGCAGUAAAGCUUGCAGUGGUGAAGUAGAGGAGUAGCAGAACCAUCCUUGUUCUACUAUGUGGAAACACGGCAUGUGACGUAAUAAUGGAUGAAGGCAGCUGCUUUAGGAUGAAUUUUUGCCUUUUGCCAUCCCUUUAAACAUGCCACUAAACGUCAGGACCUAAAUAUGCCAUUGCACAGUGCAAUAGCUUUUUAUAAAUAAGGCCAAUAAUCUAGGCAAUCUGUUUUGUAAUUGUUACUUAUUUUUUUGUAAAUUAUGAUGAAAAUAAUGUAGCUUGACAAUGUAAAAAAGUCUCUACCUAAUGAAAGAUUUUUAGUCCCGAUUUUAUGUCUAAACGAUUUACUGUAUUGAUGUAUUUAAAAUCUGCUGGAUUUGUUUUCAGAUGAAAAUAGGGGUCUAUGAGAAAACAAGCAUGUCCAGACACAACUGUGAUUGUAUCGUUAACAUGGAGCAGAAAAUAAAUACUGAUCGGACAAGGAGAUCAGCCAUUCAAAUUGUUUUAUAUGCACUUUUAAUGUAUAGCAAAGUUGAGCUGCCAUAUUGUUAGAGAAUUUAAAAACAAGCAUUUAUUCUGUAAACUGAGCACUAUGACAUUUGACAAAGGAGUUGCAACUUUUGAGGUGGGAAAAACGAGUUUGAGAAUAAACUUUUCAGUUUUCUAAUAAUUUCUCAGUUUAUUGAAUAAACCAUUAGGGGUAUUGUUCAGGUGAAAUCCCCUUUUAUUAUGUGGAACCUUAAUUCCAUGCUGAUGUUGGGCUCCAUAUAACACAUACAAUAAAAUUCUACCCUCAAGCAUUUUUUUUCAUGUAUGGUAUUUGUUGUUACCACUUCUGCAAGGAGUAUGUUCCAUGCAAAAACGUCAUGUUAGAAAAUUAAAUGUUUUGUUUUUUGAAAGACGUGGAAACAUCAGCCUGAUUUGUGUUUUUAAGAACUUUUCAAAUUCAGUGCAGAAGUAUUACAGGUAUUGCUUUCUAGAUACUAAGGUAAACAAGCAAAGGACACAUUAAAGAGACACUCCAGACCCCUAAAGCACUUAAUUUGCUGAAAGGCUUUAUGUAUAAAAAGUUGGUCAUCUUUAUUAAUUUUGCAAAAAGUGCAGAUGCCAAUUGAAAUGUACACUUUUAUGAAUUAACCUGGUUACACGUCAUGGUUUUGUUAGCUCAGUGGAGCUAGACUCAAGAGGCAGCAAUAACUCACCUGCCUUGCAAAAACUUCUCAUUGUGCUGCAUUGGCUAGUUUGUGAUUGGACAGCCACAAACGUCUGGGCAGGGUUAGAAGGGGAAGGAUUGCAAAGUCAGAACUGUAACUUUUCUAAGCUAUUUUUAGAUAUCAAACAAAAAAGGGGGAAAUCGAAAGAGCAAAACCCCCAGUCUGUUAAGGUAACAGUGAAAUUCUAAAGGUAGAGUGACUGCUCUAGCAAAAAAAAUCUUAACUUCAUGGUUGUUAGGUAGACUUUAUUAAUCUGUGCCAAUUUAUAGAUUGUAGCUACCAAUAAAUAGACACAAAAGUAAAAGAAAAAAGACACAAAGGUAACAAAAAGAAGGAAGAGUAUGUAGGGAAACGCUACUGAUAAAUGUCUAGGUAAAUAGUGAAUGUGCAGUAGCCCAACUAGAACUAAAGUCCCCCCAUGUACAUCAUAAAAUAAAAUCAGUACAUAUGUCAGUAUACAAUGUGGAUAUUCCCAACAUCCUCAGCCAGCUAGAAAAAACAUUAUACUGGCAAAGAACAUCAAUAUCAUAGGGCCGUCUUUUCCAGCAAGAUAAUGACCGACUAAACCAGUAAGAGUAAAAAAUGUGUGAUCUUAUAAGCUACAUACCUGAGAUGUAGCAAAAAAUGCCACAACUUACUACCAGCUGCUCCCUCAAUAUCCCCAAGAGGUGAGAGGGUAUAGUGCUACAAAAGUUGAAUCACUGGAUCCCUAAAAUACGAUCAAAAACUAGGAUCUAAACAGCUGGCUGCCAUAAGUAAUAAGUAACAGCCUACUACCGUCCUGUCACCGAGUGACCUACUGUUAGAUCACUCUACCACUAAACUAGAUAGGCAUACUGGUGAAAAAAUGUGCCAAUGGUGCAAGUAAAUAAAAAAAACAAAUAACCCAACGCACAUUACGGUGCAUAACUGCAUCUUCUUCAGUGGUAAACACCAGACUGAAAGGUGAGCCAGUUUCAAAAGGGAAUGGAAACCCUACCACAACCAAUUUCACCGAUCAAAUAAAACUACCGCCCAUAGCUGAAGUAAACCAAUAAUGGCAAAAGUAUCUCACACUCCUGGGCAUAAAUCCAAUGCAGAGGGAUGCUAUCCCAGCAACAAUCGGGUGAUGCAACCCAUCUCUGAAAAGCUAGCCUUCGCGAUAGGGUAUAUCUCUAUUGUUGCAUGUAUUCACUUAAUUCCUGUCGCGGAAACACAAAUCCCUAAUAAUUAAAUGUGAUGUACAGGACAAGGUGGUCUUAUAGAUGGUCAAAUAAACAAACUCCUCUAUUAAAACCCCCACCCCCAUUACUAAUCCCAAACGGGUAUGGAGGAGAUAUACCACUAAGAUGUAUAAGGGGAAUACAGCAUAUGGAUGUACUGUACCUGGAAGAUGAAGGGUCCACAACAAAGUGCAAGUCAAAAUAAGGAAAUACUAAAAGACUGUAUAAGAUAUAUAAGACCUCAAUCAUUGAUAAAUGACAAAUUAGAAAAGCCUUCAUUCAUGCCGAAGGGAGAGAGUGUCUUCAGACGAUAGAUCCAAAAUACUCUCUCCUCAUAAGUUUCUUAUACAAAUUGUUUCUCCUCUGAUCUAAUCCGACCAGUUCAGUGCCAGCGAACUUCAAACCUUCGAACUUCAUGUGGGUUGCCUCUAGGUGUCUCAAUAUGGGUGUCUUUGUAUGUCUAUUGUAUUUGCCGAGUUGAUGUGUUAGAUUAUCUGAAACUUAAAUGGGCAAAGUGUCUUGUCCGUAUACUUAAGGCCACACUUGCGCAUCAAUAAAUAGAUGAG
Messenger RNA from Pelobates cultripes (western spadefoot toad), 29849 nucleotides. NCBI's taxonomy places the organism in Eukaryota, Metazoa, Chordata, Amphibia, Anura, Pelobatidae. The record is from the annotation of a GenBank genome assembly.